Molecule: messenger RNA, 2259 nt
Organism: Candidozyma auris
Lineage: Eukaryota; Fungi; Ascomycota; Pichiomycetes; Serinales; Metschnikowiaceae
Product: AMP deaminase
Exons: 1
Coding region: 1-2259 (752 amino acids)
Biological process (GO): AMP metabolic process; IMP salvage
Cellular component (GO): cytosol
Molecular function (GO): AMP deaminase activity
Source: RefSeq, a predicted model, not a curated record
AUGAACGUAGCCUCUUCCGACGACGAACACUAUCUCCUGCCUGUUGACGACGUGCACCAAUAUGACGAUCUGGACGACGGAAUGUUGGCUCUGAGCUUGGCUCUGACUCAUUUUUCAACCACCGAAGACAGGUUUAUCAAGGACCACGACUUGAAGAUCAGGGCAUUCGAAGCACUUCAGGACCAGAACGAAAAAGAUGGUCAUUCCAGACGCAGCUCAACCGCACGCUCCUCGAAACUGUUUGGCCGUCAGCGUAGACAGUCGGUGAUUGACUUGCCUACGACUUUCCACCCUCACCCGCUGGUGGCGACUCAAGGGAUCAACUUGCCCGGGAAGCAACCCAGAGACCACACAAAUGCGUUGCCUGAGGAGUAUCCUUCAAGUGAACUAGUGGACUUGUUUGAGAAGGUCAAGAUGUGCUUGGACAUGAGACACAAGUAUAUGGACUUGUCCUUGCAGAGAAAUGAGUUGGACAACCCAAAGAACCACGAUGACUGGGUCAUCUACCCUCCUCCGCCAAAGCCAACGUACAAGCUGAAGAACAAGUUCAACCAGCUUCCGGGCCAGCACUUGGAAGAGGAGGAGAUCGAGAUGAGCAAGUUCCCUGUUCCUGACAAAGACAUGACUGACAAGUAUGAAUUGAGACACAAUGCUGAGGACGUCUACCAGAUCAUUGAUAAAGAGACAGGUGAGCCGAUCUCUCAUGCUCCAACUUUGCGUGAGUAUUACACAGACUUGAAUAAGAUCGCCAGAAUCUCCUCUGAUGGGCCUAUCAAGUCCUUUGCCUUCAAGCGUCUUGAGUAUUUGGAGACAAAGUGGAACAUGUACUACUUGCUUAAUGAUUUUGAAGAGAACAAGCAAUCUAAGGGCAACCCUCAUAGAGACUUCUACAACGUUAGAAAGGUGGACACCCAUAUUCACCACAGUGCUUGCAUGAACCAGAAGCAUUUGUUGCGUUUCAUCAAGUAUAAGUUGAAGACUGUGCCGGAGGAGCAAGUCAUUUUCAGAGACGGAAAGCUUUUGACAUUGCAAGAGGUGUUUGAUUCGUUGAAGCUUACUGCCUACGACUUAUCGAUUGACACUUUGGAUAUGCACGCCCACACAGACACUUUCCAUCGUUUUGACAAGUUCAACUUGAAGUAUAACCCAAUUGGUGAAUCUCGUUUGCGUGAGAUCUUCUUGAAGACGGAUAACUUCAUCAACGGGAAGUACUUGGCCGAAAUCACAAAACAGGUUUUCGAAGAUCUUGAGAAUUCCAAGUACCAAAUGGUAGAAUUAAGAAUCUCCAUUUAUGGUCGCUCAUAUGAUGAGUGGGACAAGUUAGCCAGAUGGAUUGUCGACAACAAGUUGUUUUCUCACAACGUCAGAUGGUUGAUCCAGGUGCCAAGACUUUACGACUUGUACAAGAAGAACGGCAAUGUGAACAGCUUCAACCAAAUCAUGACCAACUUGUUUGAGCCACUUUUCAAAGUGUCACUCGACCCCAAGCUGAACCCUAACUUGCAUAUCUUCUUGCAAAGAGUGGUUGGUUUCGACUCUGUGGAUGACGAGUCCAAGCCAGAGAGACCAAUCAAUGCCAAGUACUUCCCUCCAGCAUCUGAGUGGGAUGGUGACAAAAACCCUCCAUAUUCUUACUACUUGUACUACCUCUACGCUGAUUUAGUUGCGUUGAACAGACUAAGAGCUGGAUUGGGCUACAACACUUUCGUUCUUAGGCCACACUGCGGUGAGGCUGGUGACCCAGAGCAUUUGAUCUCUGCAUUUUUGACCACCCACUCGAUUUCCCACGGUAUCAGAUUGCGCAAGCUUCCUUUCGUCCAGUACUUGUUCUACUUGGACCAGAUCGGAUUGGCUGUUUCGCCAUUGUCCAACAACGCCUUGUUUUUGACCUACGACAAGAAUCCAUUCUUCAGCUUUUUCAAGCGUGGUCUCAAUGUGUCUUUGUCUACGGACGAUCCGUUACAGUUUUCGUACACUAAAGAGCCAUUGAUCGAGGAGUAUUCUGUGGCGGCACAAAUAUACAAGUUCAGUGGUGUGGACAUGUGUGAGUUGGCCAUGAAUUCGGUGAAGCAGUCAGGAUAUGAGGCAGCCAUCAAAAAGCACUGGCUCGGAAAAAACUACAUGGCAGGGGGUGUUGCAGGCAACGAUAUUGAGAAGACUAACGUGCCCGACAUUCGUGUCAGUUAUCGUGAGGAGACUCUCCAAAGCGAAUUGAAUCUCGUCAAAUACUAUACAUCUUUGGACAAGGAUAAAAUUUGA